AUGCCUGCCGAGGCUGCGAGCACUUCAUGUCAUGGUUCGAGUUUGCUUCAGGCCGCUGACACAGCUCAAUAUACCGAGUUUCUAAUGUGUGAUACUUGUGUGACAUAUCAGCAUGCAGGUUAUCAUUCGAAAACUUCUACGUCUGGGCAUGUUAAUCAAGCAACUGAAGUGUCAACAUCGACUCCCGAUGAGGGCGUAUUGAGGGUUGUGACUGGCAAAGGCCCGAUCUUCAGCUCAGACUUCUUGGAGCCGAAUAUGCUGACCGAUUGGGAGUUGGCAAAGAUUCGGGUAGAGUAA
Prunus armeniaca (apricot) is the source of this 297-nucleotide messenger RNA. Lineage: Eukaryota; Viridiplantae; Streptophyta; Magnoliopsida; Rosales; Rosaceae. The record is from the annotation of a GenBank genome assembly.